Messenger RNA from Pipra filicauda (Wire-tailed manakin), 6769 nucleotides. RefSeq names its product RNA binding motif single stranded interacting protein 3 (gene RBMS3). Bases 1 to 663 code for a protein of 220 amino acids. The record is from RefSeq and is a predicted model, not a curated record. The transcript is spliced from 8 exons. Lineage: Eukaryota; Metazoa; Chordata; Aves; Passeriformes; Pipridae.
AUGCUAAUACAGACUGGAUUUCUUGUCUUCACAGCCCCCACUGAGCCUUUGCUGUGCAAAUUUGCUGAUGGAGGGCAAAAGAAGCGCCAGAAUCAAAGCAAAUACACACAGAAUGGAAGGCCGUGGCCCAGAGAAGGAGAGGCUGGCAUGGCUUUGACUUAUGAUCCAACAGCUGCUAUACAGAAUGGAUUUUAUUCCUCACCGUACAGUAUUCCAACAAACCGCAUGAUUCCACAGACAUCAAUCACACCAUUCAUUGCUGCUUCCCCUGUCUCUACAUAUCAGGUCCAGAGUACUUCAUGGAUGCCUCAUCCGCCAUAUGUUAUGCAACCAACAGGUGCUGUGAUAACACCAACAAUGGACCACACUAUGUCAAUGCAGCCAGCAAGCAUGAUGGGCCCUCUGACCCAGCAGAUGAACCACCUUUCCUUGGGCACAACAGGAACGUACAUGACUGCUGCUGCACCUAUGCAAGGGACCUACAUUCCCCAGUAUACUCCUGUGCCUCCAACAGCUGUCCCUAUUGAAGGUGUUGUUGCUGAUACUUCUCCACAGACAGUAGCAUCUUCAUCACAGGAAGCCAGUGGUCAACAGCAACAGAUGACAGUGGAAACAUCCAGUGAACAUGCGCCUGCGUAUUCUUACCAACAGUCUAAACAAUAAACAGGACUGAAGAAUGUCGGUCUGAAAUCUUUGCCUUGAAUGGAGAAACUUCACUGAACAAGAAGUUGGCUUCCAGUUUGCACAGGCGUCAAAUGAAUGCUUUUUUUUUCUACCUUUCCCAAUGAAAACAAAACAGUGUUUUUAUGUGCUGUGCAAAUGGUUCUGUCAUGUAGUCUGACAAUUUUAUUUUUGCUAUAUUUUUUUUUUCAACUAAAGGAAAAAGCCCAGAGGAAAAAUGCUGGGUUGACAUUUCAUCUGGACGAACAUUUGAAUUCAGAAUUUACCUGGAGGCGUAGCUAGAUUUUUUUUUUUUUUAAAACAGAAAAACUGAUGAUGUCAAGAGGGAGCAAGUUGCGAUGAAAACCAAUUGUCUUCCUCAAAAAUUAAGCUACUCUUUUUCUCUCAUUUUCUUUUUCUUCUUGUUUUAAAUCUAGAGUGUUUUUUGGUUUUUUGUUUUUUGGGUUUUUUUAAAAAAAUGUUUAGGUAAGGUUUAUCUUGAAUCUUAAUUGCCUUAAUUUUAAGGACGUCAAAGGCUCUCAAGGCAAGCUGUCAACGUCUUGUUAGAAAACCCGAGAAUGAAUUGAAACUGCUCACACCGGUGCUGGUGCAGAAGUUUAAUAGACUGAGUUUUUGGGGUGAACAAAAAAUAAACUGUACAGUUUAAAAGAAAAUGAUUUUCUUCUUUUGAAGAAAAGUUGAUGAUAAAGGAACUGUGGCAACUGAAAGGAUUGGAAAAAUGCUGGGACUUUUAUGAACUUUGUCUUAAUUGUUGACAGAAAAAAGAAUUCUAGAAGGCUAAAGCAUUUUACAGUAAAGUUAUUGAAUUGAGAAAAAAACUUGCUGCAUUAUAGAGAAUGCAGGGUUUUUUUCUUGCAGAAUGCAGAUUUUUUUAUUUACAAAGCGUGAUCGCUAGCAAAAGCAUUAGUGCUUUUUAUCUGCAGUCUUUUUUAUGAGCUUUAAGAAGUUUUUAGUCUGCUUUGCUUGUCACAUUGCAAAAACCUAGCUUAAGAGCAUUAAAAAAAACUUAAGUAGAUAGGAGCUUAUGGUCAAAAAAAGUGCAAAAAAAGCAAUAGAUAGAAGAAAUUGUUGACAAUUUCUGUAGUCUUUCCUAGUUGUGAACAAAUGCAGCCUAUGGAUGGCCUAUUUUAUACCAAAGAUGAAGUGACACCCUAACGCAGUCCAGAAGAUAGAGGGUUUUUUCUUUUUUUAUCUUUAUUUGACCUACAUGGCCGGACCAGUUCUUACUUUCUCGUUUGUUUAAACUAUCUUCCACUGGUGUUUUACAUACUGCAUAUGUUUAUAGUGGAAAUUUCAGAGUAGUUGGUAUUAGAAGCUUUUUGAUGAUGUGCUUUGGAGACUAUCCCAAAGCAAGGGGAUUGGGUUACCAACUAAUCUGUCCAGGCGGGCUUUAAUUUUGAUGAGGUUUUAUCUUUAAUUGCCUGAUCUUUGGUAUUUCUACUGAAACAACAGUCUUCCUUCUGAAUUCCGACAUACCGCAGAUUCAUUUCUUCACCUCAGUCUUUGUCAUCGUCCAGCAUGCAUAGCCACCUUAAUUCUGCAUUUAUUUUUCAGUGUUGCAUUUGAGUUGCCAGGUAGAUGCAGGAGAAAGCAAACUUGAUCUUUCUUCUCAUUUUAGCUCUCCCAUACAAGCAGACAUUUUGGAAACGACGUAGUAUUGUCAUGCAGGCAAGAGUUAAAAUUUAUUCUUCUCUGCUAUGAUUUCUGUUGUCUUAAUAUGUUGGCUGACAAUCACUAAUUAGUAUGAUUAGGCCUAAAAACAAAAAAAAGACACUAAAUUUAAUCCACCAAAACCUGUUUUACGAAUGACUGUUAUUUUCCGUAGAGUAAUCUUGAUUAUGGUCCUUAGUUUCUCCAAACAAACAAAUGGAAAAGGUGAGAAGCAAGUCAAAAGAUGAUUUUUUUCCUUAAGGAGGCAGAAGAGAAGCAGCAUUUCAGUAUAUACAUACAUGCACACAUAUCUAUGUGUCAAAAUUAAACCAAACAUUUUUAAACUUUCCUCCAUCCAGAAGAGAGGGGAGGGUUCAUCACGUUUCUUGUGGUGGAUUAGACACAGGGUAUCCAUUAAAAAUAAUGAAAUUAAAACAUAUGUAUUGGAUCAAUCUGAUUCAGCUGCCCAAUCCUAAAAAGAGGUCUGUGUUUCCCCAACCUGAAUUUUUUGGGGAAAAGAACACAAUUAUUUUUUUAAAUUGAUAAAAGAAGAUCGUAUUUUUUAACAUAGGAGGAGGGGGGAGGGGGUUUCCCAAAUAAAUGCUGCUAGAUAUGCAACAUAGAAAAGAGAGAAAUGGGAGUUCAGCAUAGGAAGAGGGCCUGAUUUUCAGAAGUAGUAAAACUGCUUUCUCCAGAAUAGUAGUUGAUAUUCAGCACUUCUGAAAACCAGAUGAUGCCAAAGUAAAACAACAACAUCAUCCACAACAUGUUUUCAAUUCAGAAAAAAAAAAACCCUCUCUUUCUGUUUCAUAUGCUGUCUCAUUACUUGUUGCUUUUUAAUAGUGGCACUUGAAUUUUGUCCUUGGAUAAAGGUUCCCUCUUUCUUUGGAGGGCGUAGGAGGGAAAAAAUCGAUCUAGCCUUAUUUUCUUCCUUUCUACACGUACUCUCUUUCUGUCUCUCUCCGAGUUAUUUGUACAAGUGGAGAUAAUCCCCGGCACAAGUCAGUUAUAUAUGAAAUAAACACAUUUAUUUCUGUGUUAGUUCUAAUGUGACACAAAAAAAGUCUCAUUUACUAUCAACAAUGAGGCUACAAGGUAGCUACCAUGUGGCUGAUGAAUAUGCUGAGGUACCUUCUUGUUUCUAUUCAGAACUCUGCUGCUUUAUUUAUACAUUCAGAAACAUUUUUCUUAUUUUUUUCAGUGAAGUUAAACAAUCUCAGUGUUUUUUAUUAAGCCAGACAGGCAACAUGAUAUCAUAGUGCCUGUCACUUUUAAAGUGUUUCAAGUGCAUUCUGUAUUAGAAUUGUUCCCCUUUUUUUCCAUGCUAUAAUGUUCAAUGGUGUUUGAAAUCAAAAGAAACAAGCAAAGAAGCAGAGGAAGAAGAAGAGGAAAGAAAAUGGAUCCCUUAAAUGCAAUUCAUCUUGUUACUGAUCCCAAAAAAAAACAGUGAAGUGGUCUGAAAGUCUAUGAAUUAUAAACACUGUGAGCCUUGAGUAUAAACAGUCAUAGAUCAUAAGGUAAGAAAAAAGCUUAAUUAGAACAUAAAAAAUGCUCAGAAGGUGGUAACUUAUUUCUAAAAGUUAAAAAUGAGAUAAAAGUGAACAGUGAAAUAGCAACAUGCUGCAUGGAUGUUGUCAUAGGAGAGGAAUAUUUGGUGGCCUCUGAAAUCUAGAACUGGUUUUCUUUAUGUUCUGGCUAAUAUGAUUUUUUUCAAGGUUGAUUGUUAUUAUCUGGUAAAGGUUCUGUUUUUCUUUUUUUCUUUUUUUUUUUUUAAGACCUGAGUUUGUAAAGUCACUAUCUAUGUCUGUCUUGCCAACUUAGCUUUAAAUAUCAGGAGAGUUCCUGAAAGAUUGCAGAAACAACUCUAGAUGUCUAAAGCAAUGGUGCCUGGCCCAGAGGUCUAGAAGUAACAUCAAUCCAUAAGCUGAACUGCAUAUGUACUUUCCAUCACACCUCAAUUCUUGUAAAUAAUCAAAUCUGGAUGUUUGGGUUUGGUAAUUUUGUUUUUACCUUAUAAGUUAAACACAGAAGGGGUGUCAGAAAAUUAUGAAUUAUGGCUAGAAAUUUCUGAAUACCUGGGCUUGUCAUUGAACAUUGAGGAAAAAAAAAAAAAAGACAUUGGAACUGAAGAGAGUAUUAUACUCGCAGGUGCUGACCCAAGUGUAGAUCAGGGCACUGAAAAAUCUUACUGUUCCCACUGAGAUUGCAGAGGGACUCUUCUUCCUAUCUGGCUCUACUGCUGGUUUUGUAAGCACUUUUCACCUGUGACAGUCAGGCCUCAAAUUGUGAAUGUCCUCUUAUUGCCUUCCAGUGAAACAGAUUCUUGAAAUGUCCUUAGCCUGUGCUAACCUGUAUAGUUCUGUUUACCAAGAGACUGCCUUGGUUGUGUUGGUCAAGAAAUCCACUGUAAUGCAGAAUGAGGCAUAUUUGAGAGCAACUGCAUCACACUGUAUCAUCUUCUGCUAUGGAUGCAUGCCCAAAUGUGGAAGAUAAAGGCUGGUCAUUAGAGAAGUGAGGGCUUAAACUUUAAGUGGGCAAUUGGGCUGUAGCAUUCGAAUGGAUUUUUACACAAGUAAAAAUCAAAUGAAGGGUAUUAUUUAUGUAUGUAUGUGUACCAAAACUCAGCAAAUUUGAGGAAGCCUGCAUUGUAAUAAAGUUUAUUUUUAAUAUGUCAUAGUAUUUGGAUCUAUAUUAUGUUGUUUAUGGUACUGAAGGAUGGGACUGAUACUAAGUGUUUAACGAAUUGCCACACUUCAUGAUUUUAAGCUUGAUGGUGCUCCUCAUGCCACUUCAUUUUAAUGCUGAGGUUGACAUGAGCAAAACAGGUUUAGGCAGACUUGCUUAACUCCACCUAUAGCAGAGUCAUGCUAAAGAGUGAUAAUGUGCUUAAAGUAAUGAAUCAAUCCAUUUUUAGUGAUGAGACCAAAUGUGGUAGUUGAAGAUAGUAAUGUUUGAUACACGCAUGGUCAACAUUUCCUUUCAAAACUUUAUUUAACAUGAAAUUGGUCUGGAUAUAAACGAAGUGCCCUAGGGUAAGGGAUUUUCCUGGUCUUUCUCGGUAGCCCACAUGAACUAAGAAAACAGUCACGGUGUGAUGGAAACGCAAAACAGAAAACAACAAAAAUGCUGAAGUUUGAUGCAUUAGUCUAUUCUGUUUAAUGACAAUUGACUCCAGUAACAAAGACUCCUUUCAUUUCUAAUACGCAUACACUCAGUCAUGCACACACACUUUCUCAGAAGGAGGGCUGAGUGAGCAGCAGACUUCUCCCCUUCAGUGGAGCAGAUUUCUAGAAUCUCAGAAGCAGCAAAGAUGCAGUGUAAGGAGAGUUAUUUUCUUCUCAAAAAGAGCACCGAGUUUUUCUAUAUUGCUCCUGUCCCCCAGAUAGGCUAGAGCGCUGUAUGUACUCCAGAGAUUUAUUCACCUUUGUGCCUCAAAGCAGGCAGAAGAGACCCUUUCUUCUCCCCUUUAUUAACAUGCUCUUUGUUAAUAUUGAACAGAAAAUUAUGAGAGUAAAGCUGUAAAAGAAAUGAAUCCCAGUGUUGGUUCAGUUUUCCAUGAUAAGAAAAAAUUCUUGUGUUUAUUUCAGUUGUUCAGUUCAGUUGUUAAUUCCCCAACAGUGACAGCUGAGUUCCUUUACCUUAAUAAAAAUGCAUAAUGAAGUGAAAAAUGUCAGCCUUUGACAGGUUCACAAAUCCAUUUUUCCUUGCAGGUCGAAAGCCUGCAAGGUGUAAGCACCUUCCAAGAUCUGGAUCUGUUGUCCUUAAGAGAGUAUCUGCCCAACAUUAAUUUUCUGCCUUUAAGUGUCUUUCUCUUGGAUAAUAAUUUUAUGAAUUUGGUGAAAUUUACAGUCAGUUAUAUUUUUAAAAGCCCAAAAAUACAGCCUAGAGAAGAGAACAUGAUGUUUAUGUAAUUAAAGUAUUAUUAAAUAUGCUGUAUUACAGAGUGGAAGAAAAUUCUACUAUCUUUUAGAGGCAAAACAAUUUUAUGUAAAACCAGGAAGUGAACAGAAUUCAUUUAGGAAUUUUUAGUUGUUCUGCUUUUUAAAGGAGAAUGAACAGAUUCUAUCUGUAUGAAAAAUCAAAACAGCUUUGAAAGCAGAUGAACUUCCUAUCAAGAAAACAUGCAUCACAAAAAUGGGGCAGAGGUUCUUAAAAACCCUUACAGACCUCACUGUAGCCAAAAUGUAGAACACAGAACCUCUGCGAUACAUUAAAUUAUGAAUCUUAUUUAUAUGGGCAUCUGUGUGCUGAUGUCUCAGAAUGUCUUUGAAAGAUCUGUACUGCUAUGAUUUUUUUUUUUUUAUGUUUUCCAUUUGUAACACAAUCCUAAAUAGCUGCCAUUUUCCCACUCCUGGGGCUUUCUGUAGAUCAGUGGAUGUUAGGUUUAAACUUCUGUUUUCUUUGAUGAAGCUUUCAAUAAAAAAAUAAAGAAAGAAAA